CGCAAUAAGAAAUUCUGCAAAAGACAAAGACACAGCAUAUUAUUAAUUCUUAAUUUAACAACACUUUGGACUGCACGAGAGACGGCAAUUAUUGUACACGAAAAAGAAAGAUGUUCCACACGUAUAUAGUAUCGGAUUGAGAUCGAAUCGAUCUCGUUCGAUUUUGGACGCUGGUCCAUCAAGUUCAAGGAAUCAUGGACAUGAGCGUGGAGGAAACCGAGCUCGACGUCGGCUCGGCGAGCGACGAGUUGGAGUCGUCGGCCGCGGAACCGAAGCUCGCGCGACGUCCGACACCGCGACCCUUCACGAUCGAGAGUUUGAUCGGCAGCGCGCGUGAAGAUCAUGAUACCGGCGGUGGCGGUGGCAUAACGCGAGACGAUCGGACAAACGGCAGCGAAGAGGAAGAGCACCGAGACCGGGAAUACCAGCUUUAUCAGAGGCACUACCUGGCGACCGCGGCGGCGAGCACGCUUCCCUCAGGUUUCGGCGUGCCACUCGGAUUAUACAGUGCUUGGCUACCAAUGCGGAUGUACGGUGGCAGCGGUGCAUCCGGCGUCCCGAUGCUGCCGCCACAGCAUCCGUCCACCGGCUACCCGGCUCACCCGGAACUGCAUCAGAAUCGACUGUCGCAGCCCUCCAUACCACCAUCCAGUCAUUCGCAGGGAUAUUAUGCACUGGAUGGUUGCCGUCGUGUCACGAAUCAGCGUGCACCGAGUAGCUUCACCGACAGCGAGGAUGAGGACGGCAGCGUCGGUUCGCCGGCAUCACCGGCUCACGAUCUUUCUAAAUCCCGACACGGAUCUGAGAACGGUCGCGCAUCAGCCGAAAGCGACGAAGAGGGUGGCGGAGCUGCGGGUUCCGGCGAGAGUCAUGACAUUUCCGACGGCGUCGUCAGCGGUGCCGGCAAUGCCGCCCCAAGUCCUAGCAGGCCUUUAGAGAAUGGACAGAAUUCAUCAGCAUCAGGUGCCGGUGGCAACAAAGCUCGUCGGCGACGUACCGCGUUCACUUCGGAACAGCUGCUCGAGCUGGAGCGCGAAUUCCACGCCAAGAAAUACCUGAGCCUAACAGAACGCUCGCACAUAGCGCACGCAUUGAAACUGUCGGAGGUGCAGGUCACCAUGACGGCCUCCAGUGCUUCUGGACGCCACAAUGGUGCCACGGGACAACACACUUCCGGUACAAGAAUUGUGGUGCCGAUACCGGUGCAUGUGAGCCGUUUAGCGGUCAGAUCGCAUCACCAUCAUCUGGAGAAGUGCGCGAGAGCACCGCGCGCGAGACCGACGCCUUCGGGCGAGGGUGGGUCCUCGGGAGCGUCGUCGUCGGUGUUGAGCGAUGCCUUGGGACUAGUGAAUACAUCGGUGAAUUUGAGCGGUCAGGUACAGCCGCCUCUGGGUGCCGGCAUGGGGGUGGAAAUCGGGGUCGGGGGUGGUCUAAGGGCCUUUGCGGUACCAGCGCAUCGAGCCGGUCUCGGAUCCUCCGGAAGGUAGUGAACGUCGCGAACGGAUAAACUUGGAUGUUUGACAGAAGAAUAUGAAAGGAACAAAUAGAGGUAGAUCGAUCAAUGGUGUAAGACGCACGCGUGAUAAGAUGAAGUCGAGUUCUCAUUAAAAUUGAUUAUAGUGUCAAUCAAAAAAUUAAAACCGGUUAUGACAAAUGUGAAACAUUAUAAGAAGAUA
This is a messenger RNA of Trachymyrmex cornetzi, 1676 nucleotides long. RefSeq names its product homeobox protein unplugged (gene unpg). The coding region runs from base 195 to 1487 and encodes 430 amino acids. Gene Ontology annotation, molecular function: DNA-binding transcription factor activity, RNA polymerase II-specific; RNA polymerase II transcription regulatory region sequence-specific DNA binding. Gene Ontology annotation, biological process: regulation of transcription by RNA polymerase II; regulation of nervous system development. Gene Ontology annotation, cellular component: nucleus. The transcript is spliced from 4 exons. Lineage: Eukaryota; Metazoa; Arthropoda; Insecta; Hymenoptera; Formicidae. The record is from RefSeq and is a predicted model, not a curated record.